AGUAACAAUGUCAGAAGACUAUUUCUGGGAUUUUUUAAAUAAGCGCAUUUUGAUCAGGUAUUUUAGUGUUUACUGGAUGCUGUUUUGGACUAUUGGAUGCUGAGAGUUGUCUAACAACGUGUGCCAUCCCCAAACUACAGUGCCAUGCCAAGCAGAACUCAAUAAAAGAUUGCAGAUAAAUGAGAUGAAAAGAUGAGUGGCGACACAUUCACUUGCAAUACUGAGAACCAAACAAUACCAAUACGAGAUUAUCAGCAUCAAAUUUAUGCAGUCUUCUACACAGUGAUUCUUGUUCCUGGACUGAUCGGCAAUGUUCUUGCUCUCUGGGUGUUUUAUGCCUACAUAAAGGAGACGAAGAAGGCUGUGAUAUUCAUGAUCAACCUGGCCGUCGCUGAUCUGCUGCAAGUGUUAUCUCUACCUCUGCGCGUUUACUACUAUUUGAACAAUUCAUGGCCUUUUGGCAAGUUUGCUUGCAUGGUCUGUUUCUAUGUGAAGUACGUCAACAUGUAUGCCAGCAUCUUCUUCCUGGCCUGCAUCAGUUUGAGACGCUGCCGACUCAUCAUCCAGCCGCUGCGAUACAGCGGCACGAAGAGACACCGGGACCGCAGCUGGUGUUUAUUCGGCUGGCUCGUGGUGGGUUUGGGGUGUCUGCCGUUCCCUCUUCUACGAAGAGACUAUGAGAAUGUGUAUUGCUGCUUCUCUGAGCUACCCAUGAUGCAACUCAGCAAAGAACUAGGAGUGUCCCUCGUGACCGUGGCAGAACUCACGGGGUUCCUUCUCCCGCUGGCUGUCGUGAUCACCUGCACGUGCCUGACCGCCGCGAGUCUGCGAGAGAAAACCUGCGUGCUGCAGGACACUGGGGAAAAGCACAAGGCGUUCAAGAUGGUGUUGAGUUGUGCUGGUGUGUUCCUGGUCUGCUUUGUGCCCUAUCACAUAACUUUCCCGUUGGACUUUCUGGCCAAAUCCAACGGUAGCGUUAGUUCUGCCUUUAAGGUCGCAGUCCUCCAUGUUCAUCCGGUCACCUUGUGUUUAGCGAGUCUGAACUGCUGUCUGGACCCAGUGAUGUACUACUUCACCACCGAUGAGUUCAAGCGCCGUCUGUCCAGGCCGGAGUUACAAGAAAGCCUGCAGUUACACCUCAGAGGUUCUUGCUCCACAAACCGUGAUGUCUGAGCUCUCCACCAGAGACGGCACAGGGACAUCGCUCUUAAAUCAAAAACAACAACUUUCUGAAUGUACAAUUGAUGAACUCUUAACAAUCUUGUUGAAAA
Molecule: messenger RNA, 1271 nt
Organism: Rhinichthys klamathensis goyatoka
Lineage: Eukaryota; Metazoa; Chordata; Actinopteri; Cypriniformes; Leuciscidae
Gene: gpr174
Product: G protein-coupled receptor 174
Exons: 1
Coding region: 193-1173 (326 amino acids)
Biological process (GO): positive regulation of Rho protein signal transduction; phospholipase C-activating G protein-coupled receptor signaling pathway
Cellular component (GO): membrane
Molecular function (GO): G protein-coupled receptor activity
Source: RefSeq, a predicted model, not a curated record